AAUUUGUUAACAAAAUUUUAGAAAUAAAUAGGUAACUUUUUCUUACUUCCAUUGAUCUUUCCCAAUCUAUAGACUAUUCCAGGAUUCCCCCACUCUUUUCCCCCAUCAUAGCCAUUUCUUCUUCUUCUUCUUCUUCUUCAUCCCCACUGUUUUUAGUCACUCAAAUGUUAGUCAAGCCCUAGUCUCUACCCUAAUAUACCCACUCCCAAGACUUCAUCAAGCAACACCUAAGUUUCUUGAUAACUUGAAAGAUUAAACAAAACCCUACCUUGAUUGGCCAACUUUUGGAGAUCUUUUCAUUUAUUCUUACAAAACCCUAUAUAUGUCUCCUAAAAGCAACAUCAUCCAUGACCCUUUUUCCAACAAAUCACAAGAAUUGCUUAAAGAGUCUUAUACACAUCAUUAUCACCAAAGCCCUAGUUCAACAAUAGUAGAAGAAGACCAUUCUUUUUUCUUGAACUUUCCUUCGCCAGACCAUUCUUUUUUCUUGAACUUUCCUUCGCCAUUUCUUGAUGACCAUGAACUCCCAUUAAGCCAAAUAUUUUCCCAACAGCAUCAUCAAGAGCUAGAGGCUAGUGAUAACCAUGACACUGAUCAAGCUGAUCCUGACAAUGCCAUCAAAGAUAACCAUAGUGCUGACAAUUCAAGAUCUGCACGACUCAACACGAAAAUCAUGGGAGACCAGAGUUCAAAUUCGGCCAGCAAGGUAAACCCUCUUGAGCCUGCCUCAUCACCAUCGUCAAAGAAGAGAAAACUAAGUGCAAAACCACGAAGAAGAGCAGGAAAAAAGGAUAGGCAUAGCAAGAUUUGCACAGCACAAGGCGUGAGAGACCGGAGGAUGAGAUUGUCCCUUCAAAUAGCGCGUAAGUUCUUCGAUCUACAAGACAUGUUAGGGUUUGAUAAGGCAAGUGAAACUAUUGAAUGGUUGUUUUCGAAGUCCAAGAAUGCCAUCAAGGAGCUCUCAAGAAACAUCCCACAAGAGAAUUAUAGUAGUCAUGCCAACAAUGGAGCUAAGAGUGAAUAUGAAGAUCAUAGAAAUUUGAGAAAGAUUGAGUCAAGGGACAAGCCAAGAGAUAAGGCAAGGGAGAAAACCAAAGAGAAAAUAAUGAUUAAAUCAGGCCACAACAAAAAGUGCAAUCAAGAAUUGUGUGAAACAAACCCUAAAAAUAUUGAUAACUUAAGGUCAAAUUCACAACCUCUUGAACAUCAAUCUGCUAAUGUUGGGAUCAUGGAAAGUUACUUAGGUGGUGCAAGUUGUUCUUCAAUAACUUCUAUAUUUGACUAUGACAACAGCGGACUAAUCAAAGGAAGCAUAGAUAUUUCCGACAAUUGCUUCAUGGGGUUUCUUGAAAAUUGUACAAUGACAAAUGAGGUGGCUCAAAUCCCAUUUGCAGGUAAUAACCCUAGCUCAGUUUAUUGGGACAAUUCAAGGUUUCAUAAAUUUUAGCUUUUGGACCAAGAGAAUCAUUUCUCCUGCAGAUACUAAGACUGAAAUAAACUAGAAUAUCCUAUGUUAUAACUACCUGCUUUUUCUCCUUUUUUGUUUUGGGUUGGUUGAUUCAUGGAAUAUGGCAAAGUCUAUUUUUGAACUUUGCUGGUUGAUUGUAGCGACUCAAGUGUGUUGAGAACUAAUAAAAAAUUCAUAUUUGUACUA
This is a messenger RNA of Lycium ferocissimum, 1654 nucleotides long. Its product is annotated as transcription factor CYCLOIDEA-like. Gene Ontology annotation, cellular component: nucleus. Gene Ontology annotation, biological process: regulation of secondary shoot formation. The transcript has a single exon. The record is from RefSeq and is a predicted model, not a curated record. The coding region runs from base 323 to 1447 and encodes 374 amino acids. Gene Ontology annotation, molecular function: DNA-binding transcription factor activity; sequence-specific DNA binding. Lineage: Eukaryota; Viridiplantae; Streptophyta; Magnoliopsida; Solanales; Solanaceae.